AAUUAAUUGUCUAAAGCUUAAUUCAUUUUUGUGAUUAAUUAGAAACAAAAGUGUUUAACUUGAUCAACUCUAUCAAUUUGUGUAUAUAAUAUUUAUCGUCCACAUAAUAAGACAAUAAGAUUAAUUUAUUGUUCGCAAUAAUUUUUAAUUAAGCGAAAUUUUCUUUUUCUCUUUUCAAAUUUUACUUUAAUUUUAGUUUCGCCAUCAAUUUCCUCCAUUUUAAUUACCUUGUGUAUUUGAAAAUCUAAUUUGUGUUCAACCAAAAGGACAAAUUUUCUUUCAUCUUUUGAUAAUUCGUCUCAACUAUCAACUUAACCCCAUUUUUCUGUUAAAUUGAAACAAUUUUCUCUUAAAUUUUGUUAAAUUAUCCUAAUUGUAACUUAACCUUUUCUCUCAAUUUCACUUAUGAUCCAUUAAUCCCAAGGUUAAACAUUUAACCCCAUACAAAGUGAACCUUUGUAAGUCCUUUUGCCUUUCAUAUCUUUUUAUUUAAGCUCAACUCUUUCUCUUGGUGAAAUAGUGAAAUUUAAAUUAAUUUGUUAAUUUCCCUUCUUCUUGUUGCUGCAAAAAUUAUUAAUCACCUUGAAUUGAUUACCAGUUCAAUUAGAUGCAAAUUACUCCUUAACAACAACACAACAAAAUAGCCAUUUAAAGUGGGAAAAGAUCAACCAUUUAAAAUUAAGUGUUAGCUCAACAAUUUAACCAAGAAAUUGAUUAAUUUCCGCAGUUAUUCAAGUAAGAAGAGGAAAAGCAAAUCAUCACAAGUCCAAUUCUGCCAAAAAAAGUAUAUAUUUGUUAAAAUUCAAUAAUCAACUGAUUGUAAUAAUUAAGCCAUUCUCCUGUUAGCCUUUUAAUCAAUUUGACAAACGUAUAUUAUUGUACAUUAUUACAUUACCAUUUUUCCUUCAUUGUUCACUUGAUUUUUUAUCCUUCCAUUUGUAAACUGAAACAAUCAAUUCUUCAUUUCAAUUUGUUGGUGAUAUACAUUUUGAAUUGUUCCCCUUUUUGAUUGACUGAAAUGUUAACUGGCCUUGCUAACUAUUUAUUUGGACUAAAUGAAUUUACUGACGAGGUUUUAGAAAAUCUUUUCAAAGAAACUCCAAUCAAAGGAGCUGAUGGCGAUGAUUGGAUUCUGGUUGAGCUUCGACAGCAACAACAAUUGGAUUCAAAUGGUUCUCAUGAACAAUCAAUUGGUUGUCCAGGUGAUAUUGAACCAGGUAGUGGAGGCCUUACUUCAACCAAUGAUGACGAGCAAUUGGAUCAGCAAAGAGCAUCUAAUGAAAUUUCAUUAAUCAAUGAUGAAGACAAACAAAGUACAAACAAGGAAAAUGUUAGUGAAGAUGAUAAACAAUCGACUGCCAACAACAAUUAUCCCACCGAAAAUGAUGAGGUUUCAUCGGAAGAAGAUGACGAUGAAGAAGAAGAAGAUGAUGAGGAUGAUCGAGAUGGUGAAGCAAUUGAUGAACUAAUCGCCAAUAAUAAUGAUGCAAAGAACCAAGAAACUGCCAUUAAAAGGAAAAAGAGAAAAUCUCGUGAAAACAAUAACCCUACAGGAACAAUGGAGGGAUCAUGGUUCAUGACACCACCUCCAUGUUUCGUGAGCCAUAAAAAAUCAAUCAAGAAAAUUUCCGUUUCACCAUUGGAAGAUAUACUGAUUGAACAUCCAUCGAUCAGUGUGUUCCAUUCGCACACUUCAUCUUCAUUGGAUUCUUUUUAUCCUCUUCCCUCUCAAUCAUCAUUAGCACCAACUCCAAACACCAUUGGAUCACCUUCAUCUUCUCAACAUUCGCCUUGCCCUACACUUCAUCUCCUUCCAUCACCAGGAAUUCGGUUCGCUGAUUUAACCUCAUUGGCAACUGUCGCUGUUUCAUCAAUCGUUGCAUUGGCCACUCCAUCAUCUUCUAAUCGAUCCAAUCGGUCAAAUAGAGGUCAACGAAAUGGAUCAUCAUCCAACAAUCGCAAUAAUAAUAAUAACAAUCGACUCAAUGAUGAGGCAAUUCAACCACCAAGAGCUGGUGAAACUCGAGGAGCAAAUCUCGAGAAUCAUGAAAGAACUGGACAUCUUUCUGAAAUUACCAAUCAUCAUUUAGCACCAAUGCAAAAAGCUAUGAACCAAGGAUCUCAAAAAUAUCUGAAAAAGUCUUUCCUUAAUCGACAAAAUCUGGUCAAAAUUCAAAGUAACCAACGGCCAACUCGCCGUCACCGAUGUACUCAACGGCCAAGUGGUUACUCUAACAAUCGUAAAAUGUGUUGACCCGUUUAAUCAAAUGUUGACCAUAAUCAUUAAUCAUCAUGGUCUCUCCGUUAAGCAAAAUGUUAAACAAAAAGCUAAUUAAUCUCAAAUCCAAAAAAACAAACAAACAAACAAAAAAACAUCAAUUAUCACUUAAUAUCAUCACCAUUAUCUAUUAUGAUUAUUAUUGCAUAUUAUUAUCAUCAUAAUCAAUUGCCUCUCUCUCUCUAUUAUUGUUAACUCUCUCCCUUUUCCCCAUCACCUUUAAUCAUCUUAAAAUAGUUGACAAUAAGGUGUUAAUUACUCGUUCUUUUAUUUUCUCUCUCGCCCCUCCCAAUUCAUUUAAUUCUUGUAAUUGCUCUAAUAUAUUCAAAACAUAUUUAAUGGUCAACAAUAUUAACAACAAUUCUGAGAUUGUGACUGAAACUGGAAACACAACUCAACACAAUUCAUAUGAUAACAAAAAACACACAACAUAUAUUAAUAAUAUAUAAUAUUCAUUACAUAA
Molecule: messenger RNA, 2741 nt
Organism: Panonychus citri (citrus red mite)
Lineage: Eukaryota; Metazoa; Arthropoda; Arachnida; Trombidiformes; Tetranychidae
Product: probable serine/threonine-protein kinase DDB_G0267686
Exons: 2
Coding region: 1019-2254 (411 amino acids)
Biological process (GO): positive regulation of DNA-templated transcription; autophagosome assembly
Cellular component (GO): nucleus; autophagosome
Source: RefSeq, a predicted model, not a curated record